This is a messenger RNA of Heterostelium album PN500, 2166 nucleotides long. RefSeq lists its product as uncharacterized. NCBI's taxonomy places the organism in Eukaryota, Evosea, Eumycetozoa, Acytosteliales, Acytosteliaceae. The transcript has 2 exons. Bases 1 to 2166 code for a protein of 721 amino acids. The record is from RefSeq and is a predicted model, not a curated record.
AUGAACAAAAAGAUUGUUGGAAAUGAACCAGGUUUGGUUGGAUAUUGGCCAUUUGACAAUAAUUUCAAAGAUAUGAGUUCAAAUGUAAAUGAUGCUAGAGCAUCUAGAGCUAUUUAUUUUACUCCAUUUACAUUAUCAUUAAACUUUGGAUGGUCAUUUGGAGGAUAUUCAUUCAUAGCAUUCCAAGUUCCAUGGUCUGUAAUUAUGAAUCCAACAACAUCAACUGAUACUGAGAAAGUACUUGUUUAUCGAUUCAAAUUCACUCAAUCAAAUGGUGAUAGAUUCUAUUAUACAACCGAUAGUUCAUUCACUUCAAGUGGUUGGGUGAACGAUGGUAUUGCUUUCAAAGUAUAUCCACCAAAUUCUGUAAUACCUUCUACCAAACCAGUUUACAGAUAUUCAAGAACUCAAAUUCCAUCGCUUGGAUCAGGAUUAGUGUAUGGAUAUUCAAUUAUUCCAAAUUUACCAGGUUGGAUAAAUGAAGGUAUUGUUUGGAAAACAACAAGUGAUUCAACACCAUCAUUCCUUUCAUAUCAAGAUCUUGAAUAUAAGAUGAUUCAAAAUGUUGGAUCACAGAAAUGCUUGACAUCACCAACAACAUUUGCAUCAUCAGUAACACUUUCAACAUGUGAUCAAUCGAAUCUUCAACAAUUCUGGUAUUUGAAAUAUGAUUCAUUUGGACCACAUCUUUACAAUCCACAAACAAUGAUGUAUAUGGACAGACAAGCAACAACAUUAAUAGGAAUAACAUAUUUUCCUCAAAACAAUUUUUAUAUUCUCAAUCAAUUAACAAAUGGACAAUACACAAUUCAAGAAUAUAUUACUUCAUUAUGUCUUCAACUCAAUACUGUUUCAAAUAUAGUUGAAUUCAAAACUUGUGAUUCAUCAAAUCAAAAUCAAAUAUGGAAAUAUCCAAGUUCAGUUUUAGUUGAAAGUUCGAAAUCAAUUCCAUUGUUCCCAGGUGCAUGUUUAGAUUCACUUGGAUUGAAAUGUCCAACAACACUUCCAGAAGGUAGAUCACUCAAGACAUCAAGUUCAUCACUCACAAUCAACUCUCAAGGAAAUGGAUAUUUAUCACUUAAAUCCGGAGGUUCUGAAGUAUAUUCAUUGGGUGUAACAUCUUCAACAGGACCAUAUUCAAUUACAAUUCAAUCAGAUGGAAAUGUUGUUUUGAAAGGUAAUACUGGAACUUAUGCAGCAAUUGGAUGUUGGAAUCUUGGAGGUCAAUAUCUCAAUCUUCUUGAUAAUAAUCUUUAUGGUUUACAAUAUGGAAUGAUCGUUCAAAACAAUCAAAACAAGAUGAUUUGGUCGAAAUUAGGAUAUUCAACAUCAUUCAGGAUUGCAUUGAUUCCAGGUUCAUUCAUUGACCAUCUCGAUACCCCAACAAAUUAUCUUGGAGUCAAUCAAUUCAUCACCAAUGGAAGAGAUUAUUUGAUUGUCAAGAAGACACCAUCUGGUGAUAGAUAUGGGGUAUAUUUAUAUGGUGGAAAUCCAAAUUCUGGAUCAACUGUUCUCUGGAAAUAUGAUGAAAUAUCAAUUACCGAAUUCAAAGAAGAUCUCAGAAUGUAUGUUCGUUACGGUACAGGCUGUAUUUGCUUCGUCGACUCAUCAACAGGAACAUCUGUUUGCUAUCCCACUAGAAUCUUGAACUCACCAAACAUUCAAUCGUCUCGAUAUCUCCAACUUCCAGCACCAGGAAGUGAUCAACCAACAGAUUGGGCAAUUGUAUAUCGUACAGCAACAGGAUCAAUGACAUAUGGAUAUUUUGGAAACUCCAAGGCAUUUAAUAACUAUGCAACCCAACCGAACUAUGAGUAUCAAUAUGAAAGUAGAUUCUUAAGCAUGCAAAUAGAAAAUGAAGAAUAUUCAGUUAAGAAUUUAUUUUCAAAUCAAAUCAUUCAACAAUCACCACCAAAUGUUAUUUUUUGUCAAAGUGAAUCACUUUGGAGAUUCGGAGUUUUUCAAAUUAUCUAUGAUAGAUUAAUCGAUGGUGUUCAAUUUUGUACUACCAAUAACAACUUAGUAUAUAUGAUUGAUUCAGGUAAUCUACUAAAUAAUGCAGAACCAUAUGACAAAACUUUCUUACUUCUUACCUCAAUGCCUGAAAUAGUUGUGUAUAGCAAAGACGGAAAAUACAUUUGGUCUCAAGGAUACAGUACUAUUUAA